AAAUAGUACUGAUUUUAACUUCUGUGCGUUAAGAAGCUAACGAUAAAAAUGGAGCAGUGGAAAAAUCGAGUGGCUGUUGUGACCGGAGCUUCUGCGGGUAUCGGGGCAGCCAUUGUCAAGGAUCUCGUGAAGGCGGGCAUGAUAACGAUUGGAUUGGCCAGGAGAUCUGAGAGAGUUGAAGCUCUGAAGAAGCAACUUCCGGCAAAUCUCCAAGGAAAUCUUCAUGCUGUCAAGUGUGAUGUGUCCAAAGAGGAAGAUAUUGUGAGAGUGUUCGAUUGGAUAGAGACGAAAUUCCAUGGAAUCGACGUGUUGAUCAACAACGCCGGGAUUGUACGUGACACUGAAUUGAUCAAGGAGGGAAAUUCUGUGCCAAUUCGCGAAAUAAUUGACACGAAUGUCUUCGGUGUUGUCUUUUGCACGAGAGAGGCUUACAAGUCGAUGGCAAAUCACGGCAGAAAUUCCCAUAUUGUUCACAUCAACAGUAUCGCAGGUCAUGGAUUCACGGGCAAUUUGCAAAUGCCUUCCCUCAACAUCUAUCCUCCGAGCAAGUGCGCCUUGACAGCAAUCACGGAGAUUCACCGUCAGGAAUUCAUCCGGAGCAAGCAUCACAUUAAAGUGACUUCUGUUAGCCCAGGAGCCGUGAAAACGGAAAUCGUUCCAGAUGAGCUCAUUGCUAAAUUUAAUAUGCAAGAAAUGCCCAUUCUGCAAGCUGAGGAUGUUUCUCAAAGUGUCCUGCAUGUCUUGGGAACGCCUCCUCAUGUUCAAAUCCAUGAGUUGACCAUCAAACCAUUCGGAGAGAAAUAUUGAAAUGUAGUCUAACAUUAUGAUUAAAAUUGCGAUAGUAAAUGAUAGAUUUAAAGCUUUUUAUGGUUCAUUUAAAUCAGUCAAAAGCCGUUGAAAGCACGCGCACGUGUUUUACUCUUCUUUUCCCUCAAACACUCGCGUAAAAUUGAUAUAAAAUGAAAUUUAGACCAUGGAGAGACAUAGAAAAUUGGUCUUCUCGGUGAAAAUGAGAGUGAGAAAUCGGUGCCAAAAUCUCAGAGGUCCUAAUGUAAUUAACGCUUCUGAGUGAGAGCCAGUUUAUCAAUGAAUUGAGGUAUUUGGACCACAAUAAGUGACUCAGGAGUCAAAAAUGGCCAUGGAUGCGCUUCGGUGUGACUGAGGGACGGAAGUAUCAGUCAUUUAAACUAUCUACUUGCUGCCUCGACAGGAAUUUUAUCUCUCAUAUACUUUUCUUUCUCUUUCUCCAUCUCACAAUGCUCGCCGUGCAU
Messenger RNA from Phlebotomus argentipes, 1271 nucleotides. RefSeq names its product farnesol dehydrogenase-like. The transcript is spliced from 2 exons. The record is from RefSeq and is a predicted model, not a curated record. The coding region runs from base 49 to 807 and encodes 252 amino acids. Lineage: Eukaryota; Metazoa; Arthropoda; Insecta; Diptera; Psychodidae.